AUGCCUCCCAAUUCAUUCGCAGAGUGGAUCGUUGGCUCAAACACCGUCAGACGCAAGAAAGCAUACCCAGCGCAGAGGUCGCGAGUGGCUCUAGAAUGGACUACGGACGAUGAGACAGGCGAUGACACGGUUCACGUCACCCUGCCAGCACACAAGGCACCCAAGCGCAAUGGCAAGCAUGUCCGCUUCGAGAAGCAGGCGGCUCAAGAGGUCAGUAACAUCGGCACGAGCGAGGAGACGUCUGAAGACGAGCCCGACUCGGACUGCCCCUGUGGAAAGUGUGUCUCGAUAAGACGGAGGCUGAAGAAACGAACACAGGCAGGCAAGAAAGCCGAGCAAGCAGAAGAUACAGAGGUCAGUGAGAGUGGGGGUGACGACACAGAUGAGGCCAUCGACUCGGAUUGCCCGUGUCGCAAGUGUGUUGGCGGGCGGAAGAGGCUAAGUAGACGCAAACAGACAGACAAGAAGACCGUUGAGUCCACCGAACCCGAAUCCGACGCCGAAAUCCAUGCCAAGCACAUGGAGAAGAAGGCCAAGCAGAAGCAGUCGCAAGAGCAGGCCAAGUCGAAAAACAAGGACGGCGGCAACAGCAAGAAGAACAAGAACAAGGGCAAGAACCAGUCCGAGGACGAGUCUGAAACCGCAGUAGAGUCCGAAGACACGACCCAGGACAAGGGCAAACAGAGCUCGAAAUCCAACCAGAGCAAGAAGAAGGGCAAAGGUGGCUCCAAACAACAGCCCGAGACGUCAGAAGACGAAUCGGCCCCCGAAGCUGCCGAGACAACCGAGGAAGAGGACCUCAAGGCCAAGACCAAGAAGAAAUCCAAGCAACAAAACAACUCGGCCAAGGGCGGUCAGAAGGACAGCUCGAAGAAGGCGGAGACCUCCAAUGAAGAUGCUGGUGACGAGUCAACGUCUAAAAAGAAGAAAAAGGACAAGUCGAAGAGGACUCCUAUUAACCCUCAGCCUCCCCGAAGACCGGAACUUCUCAUGCCCACCUCAGCACAGGUCUUGCAAGUCGAGCAUUCGGUCGAAACUGUUGCAGACCCGCGUCCCAACGCCUUCUUCGACGCUGAGCAUGGAAUUAUGCGAGUCUACCACGGUCAAGCAUAUGGAAACCCCACUGGUGUCCUCUAUCCCAAGCGGCUCGCCCAGGCCCAUGGCCCGCUGGGAAUUCCCCAUCCGUCACAGAACCCAUAUUUCUAUGGAUUCGCUCCGCCCCAUGGUGGUGCUCCUGCUGCUCACUCCUCGGCUCCGCCUCCUGUCGUUCAAGGGGCUCAUCCCAACAAUCCCUGGUUCCAAGGUUACGGGACGGUAACCGUCCCUGGCCCCCAGCCUGCCACCCCCAAGAACCCCAGAGAUGCGUACAACGCCUCGCCAUCACUCCGCGCACAAGCCAAGAAAGACAACAACGUCGGACCUUUUGCUCCUCGUAGCGCAGCAAGCGGUGGGUCGAAGAAGACGAAACCCGAUACCACUGGACCUUGGGACAUUCAGGGUGCUCAAGGCUCCAAGGGGAAGGAGAAGGAGAAUGCACCUGAGAACAACAGUGGUGCCGAUGAUGUCAACAAACCUUGGAGCCCUCAGAAGAGCGCCGAGCUACAUGAGCAUCUGCAACAGCUGGGAAGCAAGAAGGGCAGCAAGGCCGGCAGCCAGAAAAGUGACAACGGCUGGGGCACUACUGGUAACGGCGCCGGCUGGGGGCUUGACGACAAUGCUAAUAAUGGGCCUGGUAAUACCCGGGGAGGCAGCAAUAGUAACAACAAUAACACCAACGACGUAUGGGGACACGGAGGCGGGAACAACGCUCAGAAUAAUGGAAACUGGGAUAACAAUACUGGUCAGAACGGCAACAGUGGCGGAAACCUUUGGGGGUCGAAUGGUACUCAGAACAACACCGGCGGUGGCGGCUGGGGAGCCUCGAGCAACAAGGCCGGCUCUAAUAACCAAGACUGGGGAGGCAAUCCCAACACCAAUGACAAGGUGGACUGGGGCGGCAAUGCCAACGGCAACAGCAACCCCGGCCGGCCCAACUCCAACAAAGGCUCCAAGAAGGGUUCACCUACCCAGAGGCCUCCCUCGACCGCGGGCAACGUGGGGGGAUGGGACGCCCGCCCGGCGCCCGACGACAACCGGUCGCAGCUCUCCCACCGCUCGCACGGGUCCAACAACAGCCGCCGCCGGGCCAACACCAACGAUGUCCACCCACCUAGUGCCUGGCCGCAGUCGGACAACAACGUCUUCGGAACCGGCGGCUCGGGCUCGGGCGGCCCGCAGGCCUCCUCGCCGUCCCAGCGGCCCCCCUCGACCGCCGGCAACGUCGCGGGCAACGGCGACGACUGGGGCGAGGCGGUACCGGCCGGCGGCGGCGGCGCUGGAAACAACAUAUGGGGAGGAGCAGGAGGAGCAGGGCCCUCUGCCCCCGUGGAUAUGGCGAACGAGACGGGGGGCUUCUGGGACACCAAGCAGGGCCAGGCGGACGAGCACAUGGUGCAGAACCCGGGUUCGAUUCAGUGGUGA
This is a messenger RNA of Neoarthrinium moseri, 2520 nucleotides long. RefSeq lists its product as uncharacterized. Bases 1 to 2520 code for a protein of 839 amino acids. NCBI's taxonomy places the organism in Eukaryota, Fungi, Ascomycota, Sordariomycetes, Amphisphaeriales, Apiosporaceae. The transcript has a single exon. The record is from RefSeq and is a predicted model, not a curated record.